Molecule: messenger RNA, 8637 nt
Organism: Notolabrus celidotus (New Zealand spotty)
Lineage: Eukaryota; Metazoa; Chordata; Actinopteri; Labriformes; Labridae
Gene: nfat5b
Product: nuclear factor of activated T cells 5b
Exons: 14
Coding region: 530-4189 (1219 amino acids)
Biological process (GO): calcineurin-NFAT signaling cascade; cytokine production; regulation of transcription by RNA polymerase II
Cellular component (GO): transcription regulator complex
Molecular function (GO): transcription factor binding; RNA polymerase II cis-regulatory region sequence-specific DNA binding; DNA-binding transcription factor activity, RNA polymerase II-specific
Source: RefSeq, a predicted model, not a curated record
UGGGCGUGACCCCCGCUGAGAGCAGCAGCACCGUUCCACCGCUGGUAACAACAUGCGUCGUAGGCGGACCGACAGGGUCUCAGCAGGCAAGUCACGGCGGAGACAGUUCACCAGCGUUAAGGACAGGGUCAACGAAGAAACUUAAGCUGUCCCAACACUCGUUUUGAAGUUUUCUGACAGUGAAAGAAGAUAACAUUAUUGUCCCGCUACGUAACGUGGUGUCAGACUGAAGGUGUCCGGUUUCCCAGUUUGAGGGAUUGCGAUGCCCUCUGACUUUAUCUCCCUUUUCAGCGGGGACCUCGACCUGAAUCCUCCGAGAGCCUUGUACUCGAAAGAAUCAGUGUAUGAUCUUCUUCCAAGAGAGCUACGAUUGUCUUCCUCCUCUAGACAGAUCCUUAAAGCCAUGAGUCAAAAGAGCGGUGGAGAGGCCGGGCCUCCUCCUUCAGCAGCUAUAGCAUCAGGAAGUUCCCUCUGAAGCAGGGAGUGUCUGCAUAUAAAAUGGUCUGCAGUUCUCUGCUUCAUAGAUGCCAUGUCCGCCUCUAUGACCCUGGAAGGCCCGCGCAGUACUUUUUCCACCUCUUCCAGCUCCGCCAUUCAUUCCAGUGCUUCAGCCAGUGACCAGAAACCGGUUCAGUGCAGCAAUGUCGACACCGACGACAUCAGGAGUAGUAGAGGGGGACCGGAGGUGGUCGGAGCAGAGGGUGGGAAUGGUAACAGCAGGGGAAGCAGUGAGAUGACCCCAUCAAAGCGCCGCACCGUACUGAAUAUCUCUCCACCUCCACAAGACUUGUUUGAUGACAGCCAGAUGUCCUGCCAGGGUGAAACAUCCCUGGACUCUGAGCAGAGUAACAGCAUCUGGAUGGAGGACUCGCUCUCCAACUUCAGCAUGAUGAGCAGCAUCUCUUAUAAUGACAACACGGAGGUGCCACGGAAGUCUCGCAAGCGGACCCCUCGCCAGAGGCCCGGUCCUAAAUCUGCGCCUGCAGUGGACGGCAGCAUGGACAUGUUUGAUGCUGACAGUGCUAAAGGUCCACACUUUGUCCUGUCACAGCUGGGCCCUGACAGCAAAACUGGACCAAAAGGAAGCUCUGAUGAUCCUCAGUCGACCAAACAGAAGGGAGGGACUCUUUUGAUGCAGUACCCACAGAAGUGUGAGGGCAAGGAGCUGAAGAUCCUGGUCCAGCCUGAGACUCAACACCGAGCUCGCUAUCUGACCGAAGGCAGCCGAGGGUCUGUGAAGGACCGCACGCAGCAGGGCUUUCCGACUUUGAAGCUGGAGGGAGUCAGUGAGCCGGUAGUCCUUCAGGUGUUUGUGGGCAACGAUGCUGGCCGCGUGAAGCCUCAUGGAUUUUACCAGGCGUGCAGAGUCACUGGCCGGAACACAACGGCCUGCAAAGAGGUGGACAUCGACGGCACAACAGUCAUCGAGGUGUCCCUGGAUCCAAGCACAAUGAUGACACUAGCGGUGGACUGUGUUGGGAUCCUGAAGCUCCGUAAUGCUGACGUCGAGGCUCGCAUCGGUGUGGCCGGGUCAAAGAAGAAGAGCACACGCGCUCGGCUGGUGUUUCGGGUCAACAUUCCCCGUCCAGAUGGUUCAGUGCUCACACUACAGACUCCCUCAUCUCCAAUCCUGUGCACUCAGCCUGCAGGGUUGCCUGAGAUCUUGAAGAAGUCACUGCACACUUGUUCAGUGAGAGGUGGAGAAGAAGUCUUCAUCAUCGGCAAAAACUUUCUAAAAGACACCAAAGUCAUAUUUCAAGAAAAUGUUUCAGAUGAGACGUCAUGGAAGGCCGAGGCUGACAUUGACAUGGAGCUUUUCCACCAGAAUCACUUGAUAGUGAAGGUUCCUCAAUAUGAGAAUCAAGCCAUCAUCUCCUCUGUGUGUGUGGGGAUCUAUGUGCUGACAAACGCUGGGAGAUCCCAUGAUGUCCAGCCAUUUACCUACACACCUGAUACAGUCAAAAAUGAGGUUCCUGUGAAGACAGAGAUUCCCUCUCCAGUGAAGACAUGCCCGUUUGAUGAACAAAUUAAAGUUCUAGAUAGUGCCUUGAUACCAUCAUUGCUGCCGUUAGUGAAGAGAGAGGACAUUACUCCGAUGGAGGUCACCAGCAACCUACAAUUCAAGACUGAGGAUUUGUGUACAGCCCAGCAGAACCCAAGCAUGACUGCAGGCCAUCUAAAUAAAAGCAGACCAUUCUCCAACAGCCUAUCUCAGCCUGCAGGUGACCCUGACAAAGGCCAGCCUCCUGUUUUUACCAACACAGAGCCCUUAAGCACUAUCCAGAAACAGGACAUUGCAGCCCCCAGCUCAUUUUCAGUGCCUGCUGACUCCCUGCUCCCACAGAGCUCACAGCAGUUCAUCCUAGAGAGAGAAGGCAUAGGCCAGGAGAGGCCCGGCAGUGGCUCUGGAGCUGUGGGGAGGCUGUGUGGAGAACCAGCUCCUCAGCAGCAGCAGCAGCAGAUGUCGUUGUUCCCGACAGAUGAGGCAAAGGGGUACUGUAACUUACCACUCCAGCCUGAUGACAAACAGCAGCAGCAGCAGCACAUCCAGCACCAACAACAGAUCCAAAAGCAGCAAAUUCAGCAGCAACAAAUUCAGCAACAGCAGCAGCUUCAACAGCAGCAACAGCAGCAGCAAAUUCAGCAACAGCAGCUUCAGCAGCAGCAACAGCAACAGAUUCAGCAACAGCAGCUUCAGCAGCAGCAACACAUUCAGCAACAGCAGCUUCAGCAGCAACAACAGCAGCAGGUUUUGGAGAAUCUGCAGCAGCAGCUGUUUCAGUCACAGAUUCAGAUGCAGUGCGGCAUGAACACAGAGCAACAGGGCUCAUCACAAGGAGUUGUGCCAAACCAGGGGACACUUUUCCAACAGGCCCAGCAGCAGCAACAGCAACAACAGCAACAAGCUGUUCUUUUCCAGCAGGCAAGUGACCUACUCUCAAUUCAGACAAACUUCCUCCAGCAGACAGCUUCACACCCAUCACCACCCAUGUUCCACAAUCCCUCUUCUCUGGCUGAAACACAAGAUCCACAGGGGGGGUUGUUUCAGAAAGCCUCUCCAGAGCAGGUCCAGGCCGCUCUAUUCCAAAACACCAUGACAGUCCUGCAGUCUCCAGACCAGCAGCCCUCAACCCCAGGGUUGUUCCUUCCUCAGAGCAGCAGUGCUCAACAACAGCAACAACAACAACAGCAGCAGCAGCUGGCCUUCCUUAGCACCCUACAAACCCCUGCCCCUGAACCACAGUCAGUAUUUCAGGCUCAGACCCAACUUUCCCCCAUCCAGCAGAGAGGCCCCAUGGAGCAGCAGCAGCCCACCCAGCCACAGCCCCACACACAGCCAGCCCAGCAGCCCCCCCUGUUUCAGAACAUCUCCCAACAUCCAGCUGCAAACACUCUCAGUCCAAGCCAGCAGCAGCAACAGCAAGCUGGUCUGCUCUACUGCAACAACCGCCUGUCUUCUCCAGAUCAGGCCUCGAGCCUCAUGUUCAGCAGCCAGGGCCAGAUGCCGCCACUAACCAGCAGCAGUCUAGUUUCCCAGGAGACCCAGAACCCCUCUCUGCUCUUUUCACAAGCCAGCAUGGUGGCAGUCAACCGACAGGAUCGCUCUGAGCCCAUGGCCUUAGGGAACCCUGCUGAUCCACGACAGCAAGUCAUGUUUCAGGAGCAACAGCCAAUGCAGCUGGGCACCAACUCAAACAGCCAGCAGGAGCAGACUGUGGGCCUCUUCAUUCCUCAGUCAAACAUGCCCCCCCUGCAGGGGGGAAUGGCUGCUCAGGAGCUUGCACAGUCAGCCAUGUUUGGCUCCCAGAACGGUGUGGCAAACCUCCAGACAACCACCUCCUCUCCUGUGCAACAGCCAGGUACUCUGUUUCAGACAGCUGUCAGUGGAAACAUAAAUCAGCCCAGCCAGCCUCCGCAACCAGGACUCUUCCUGUUUGGGAUUCAGAACGAGUGUGGCCAGCUGAUGAACACUCCUGGAAACACGCUGUCGGAUCAGAUCAUAGCUAUCAGCCAAUCGGGUCAGAACCAAAGAGAGAGUGAAGCUCACAUCCAGUCUCUGCUCAGCCAGUCCCUGUCUCAGUCCGGGCCUGUGCAGAACAGCAUGACUGCAUCCCAGAACAUGGAGAAGAUCGACGACCUGCUGGUCAGCCUGCAGGAGCCCGGCAGCAACUUAACUCGCUCGUACUAACCGUCAUGGCAGGUUCACAGAUUAGUCUUGUAGUUGUUCAUUAUAAUCCAGUGUAAUUGUUAAAAGUAGACGUAAUAAUCAGAUAUUGUGUUACGUACGAGAAGUUUAAGAUUCAAGAAUUUUGCCUGCAUCGGGAAAUUUGAGACAUGUACAUUUUGUACAUUGUGUGGCUAAAUGAGAUCAGAUAUCAGAUCGUAUACAGAUAUUUUUCUGCCCCCUAAUGAUGAUACUCCAGACUGAAUUACAGCCUUCAUGUCAUUAACAAGCACAAAGUUGACAAUUCAUAUCGAGACUUUAAACUGGGAAUCUGGUGAUGGAUUGCUUGGCGGUGUGGGCCAGCCAAGAAAAGUGAAUGUCUCUUUUUGACUUGAUGACUGACUGACUCACCACUGUUCUAACAUGCUAUGUGAGAGACAUACGGUAAAACUGGGGCCUUUAUACCCCUUUUAACUUGUGCAUUUUUGUGUAUAUUUCUAGAUCGAUCGUCAGUUAUGUUAUCAGCAGCAUCUUUCGGUUCUUGUGGUGUUUCCUCAAGUGUUCUCCAAAGUGUUUAGUGGUUUCCAUGAAUAGUGUUCCCUUUAAUUCUUAUUGUGUAUUUGUUGUUGCGUUGAGGGUUUAGUGUGAGGUUUUGCAGGAACGAUUGGGCAGGAUGUGGUACGUUUGGUUGAAGGUCGCGACUGUUGAGAAGCUGCUCAUGCGGCCCAACAGUGCAGAGAGUAUUAAAAGAAGGUUAGAGAGGUGGAACGAAGCAGGUGAAAGAAUAAGAAGAGUGUGAAGAAAUGCAGGAUGUGCUGCCACAAACAAGUGAUUAUCAUACAUGUAGGUGCUUAUUUUGUCGAUGUUUUAGCAGCUAGCGUGCACCUGAUGUUGUAAAAACACUUUAACUGUUUUGAAAAGCCAACAAAGUGACUCUCCUUUAAGAAAUGACGUUGACAGAAACUGCUACCUUGAGUAAUGUGGGAUUUUGUGCUCUCCACGAUUUGCUAAAUGAGGUUUGUUUUUGUCUCAGUCUGUUCAGCACAGUAUUACCUGAAGAAGAAUAUUUGUAGUUUAGCAGCCGUUGUGCGGUGAAGAUGGUCGCCUUCAGCUGUGAUACAAAUCUUUCAAUAUGACUACACACACACCUCCACCACGGUGUACUGAUAGCACUUUGAGUUUAAGGUAAGCAAACGUUUAGGCUAAUGUUUAGUCUCUAUUCUUUAAUCCAAACUGUGUCAGUUUGCGUCUGUAGAUCAGUUUCUCCUUUUUAUACAUUACAAAGACAUGAUGGUUUAACAAAAGCCUAGUGGUAGAAACUGAAAUGUUGGCUUUAUUCACAUAGAUAUUCAGCUCUCUACGAGGCUGUUUCAGGUGAGCACUUCACUCAUUGAGGUUUCAGCACAGUCCCACAAGCGGUGGAGUUUUCCUCGUGUUGUUUACAGUGAAGAAAAUACAUUUCUUACAUGCACACGUAUCAGACAUGAUUGUCAUUACCGUUCUGUGUUAGCGUAGCAAUAUUCAUGCAGUCAAGCAGACUCUCCAAAAUGAUCUCCUGUCUCUGUCUGCUGUUUCUCCAAAAUAUCUUUUUGUUGUAUGAAAUGUGUUUUAUUGUCAGCUGUGUUGGAACUAUCCAUUCCCAAAACAAAAAAAAUACCCAUUAUUUAUUCCUGAAAAGAGGCUGAGACACACACGUGGAUCAAGACAUUCAAAUAAUGUGAUAACAUGUAAUUCUUAUUUAUGUACAUGCAUCUACAGUAGAGGGAUUGUAACGUAGUAUAUUAUUGUUUUCGUCAUAGAGGUUAGAUCACUCUGUGUUUUAGCGUCAUUGUGAUGUCAUCAUUCUGCGUCAGGCACGCAUGAACUGGAAUAGUAUUCUGAAACAAGCUAGAAACGAGCCUUUUUUAACCAGUUUUAUUAAUGUGAUGGGUUCAGUGAAUGUUGAUGAGAGGCAAGGGUUUGUUGGCUUUAUCUCAUCCAGUCUAAGGUAUUAACAUGCAGUAACAGAGCUCUUUUUACAUGUCUUUCUUAAGUUAACUUUACAAGUUUUAUAGAUUAAAGUCGAAAGUCUUUGUCUGCGGUUGGCCAGUGGCCUCAGGACCAAAGUUAGACAUGAAUCUUGCUUUGCUUAACUCCUGAUGACAGGCCAGUUUUAUGGCUUUAGUUCCCUUUUUCCUGAAUUUGGAGUUAAAAACAUAGCCCAUUUCUUGACUCCUGAAAUACAUAUUUCCUUAUUAGCAUGAUGUCACAAAUUGUCUCUCUGUUUGUACGUCUGUUGUAUUGUUAAAAGAAUAUUUGUGUCAUGUUUAGUUUCACUGUAAAUGUGUGCUUGAACAAGGGGCUGGUCUCUGAUGAUGACAGGAUUUGCUCAGUUUUAUGCCUCAGUGGUCGUCUUGUUUUCUUUGUACAGUUUGUUAGAAACACAUCAACACUGUUACAUUUUAUACACUUUGAAAUCAAACCAGAAACAGCUGUUGUUUUUUUUGGAGAUUGUGUAAACUUGACUAAUGUGAUUUGUCGAACUAUGCUGAACUACAGUGUGUCAGUUUGAGCAGUGCGAGUGGUUUUUAAAGGGACCCUACUCCUGAAGGAAACCUGGCUUUGGAGAAAAGAGCUAUCUGUGAUAAGCUUUCUUCAACUUGUGAAAUAGAAGAACUAAGAUGUCCACUAUUUAUGAUUUAAUUUGUUUAAUUAAGAUUACAGAUGAUUCUUUUUUUUUUUCUUUUUUUUUUCAAAAAAGUUGCCAUGACUCUUUCAGAGAGGAAUAUUUUAUUUAUUUGGGUGUCGGUUCUUUUCAAAACUGUUUUAAUGUGAUCACAGUUUCAUUCCAAUAUUUUCCAACUGUAUUCAAUGAUGGCAUGACAUGCUGAGUGGCAGCUGGUGGUGGUGGUGCCUGUACAUGUUAGUUACUGCCUUGUAAGCUUUGACUAACGUGUUACUAUAAAAACACUCCUGUGAACAGUUAGUCAGGUGAUUCUGAAAGGUUCAGGUGUAAUAAAACACACCUUAAUGUCAAUAUCACGUAUCAACAUCAAAGCGUAUAAUUUGACCCUGUCCUUUUCACAAACGGCUGACACUAGGACGUUUUUACUGUCAUAAUCAAAACCUUUCCUAAACGCAACUUACAAAUUGCAGCAUUUCUCUAUGAAUAUAGUACUGAAUGUGAUUGUACAGCAUGGCUGUAAAUGUGUCGCUGAGAUACUGAAUGUUCUUAAGCAGUCAUACUGGGGAGGUAAUUUCUUUUUCAGAGUUACAGUUUCCUCAUGUGUGUAUUUACUAUGUAACUAAAUGAAAAACAUAAAAGUGUGACUCAUAAUACAGUCACUUGCACUUUUAUGGAAGCUGAUAAAAAGUUCUCAAAUUCUCAAAACAUUCUGUUCUUUGCAACAGAAAAAUGUGAACGUGAACAGUUACCUACGUAUCAACAAAUUCAAACUUCAAAAGUGUUCAAACAUUGAAUUUUUCCCUAAAAUGUCACUUUAUACACCAGCAGAUAUUGUAUUGUGCCUUAAGGAGAUGUAGUACUGUAGUAUUACUGUGGUAGUACAACAGAUUGAUGCUUUAAUGUUGCCUGUAAAAUGCCCCACAAUGAGAAGUAGUCCUCAUGAAUUAGAAAGUUUUAAGCCAUAAAACUUUAAGUGUACUUUACAUGCUCCACUACAGUGACCAGUUUAACAUGGUUUUGGUUGGUAAUGUGUUGUGUGCAAUUUCUAUCAUACGUCUAACUUGUUUGUUCUGAAGUAUCCAUUGCAUUUAUGUUGUACAACGUGGAUGCAGGCAAAUUUUCUGAAACUGCUAUGCAGCUAAUAUACUGUAAAUGUAGAUGUGUUAGUUUUUGAACAUAUAUUUUUCUAAAUAGCAUCUCUAAAGUAGAAAACCAAAGUAGAUGUUCUUUCUAUUAUUUAUGUUGAUGCUUGUUGAAAUAUUUCUGAUGCUUGGAGUGCUGCCUGAAACUGGUUUUUUAAUCUCAAUCUAAAACAUCUCAAAUAUGGAUUUCUCUGUGGUGAGGCAAAGGCCACCAAUGAUUUGUUAGUCCUUUUAUUUUCCUUUUGUCGUAUCCAGGUUUACUUUAGACUGGUACAGUGGUUCCUUAUAUAUCUGACCCCUUUCAGUGCCUCUGAGGCAUUUUUUUAGUCCUCCAAUAUGGGAACAAUGUGAAUUACAAAUUCUUUAAACACAUCAGUAGCCUGCUGAAGAUGAUUUUGCUUUCUCCAUUCUUCCUAAAAAUCUUUCUGGUCUUCAUUCUGUUAACAUAAGUGAACCACUCUUCUGGUAAACAGACUAUUAUUGCUCCUGGAAACAUUCAAAUUAAAAUUUCAUCUUUUUUUUUAACCAUUUAAACAGCUGUCAAAUUAUUACCCUUAGGGAGGGAAAUUGUUUCUCUAUAUUUGCCUUUUAUUGGGAUGUUUUUAUUCUCUAGCAAUUAUAUUUCUGUAAACUUGCUGCUAUCUGUAAUAAAAAUAUAUACUUAA